ACUACCUUCCUGGCUGGAAACGUUUGAGAGGGUAUCUAAGCGUUGGGGAGAUCUUUCAGGGGAUCGUAUACUUUCUCCACCAGGGCUUAACGUUCCCGCCAGGUGAACCUUUUAGUUCCCUGUAUCCCGGAGACACACCACGUUGUUAAGCCGCUUUCGAGAGCAGAUGUAAAUCGCCAACAGCAGGGAGUGCACGCACGUCAAUCGCCUUCCCCGACAUUUGUCGUCUGCUGACAGCAGCGCGCGCUUUGUCAUGGAGCAGACGACAUGUUAGGAGUUGGGAGAUAGGCUGUGCGAUAGCGUGUUCAUCUUGAUAAACCCCGUACUUACCUUCACCAGGCAAAUCUAAGGCUAUCGAAGGACAACAGGAAAGAUUUAGCGUAUAACCCUAGCUUUCUGGCCAACCUACCAGAAGGCAACAAAUAGACCGUCAAUACGUGCACGCUAUAGUGUUUAUGUUCAUUUGUGCUGGGCAAUAAUAGCUAGCACGACACCAAGACCAACACGCAAGCUUCAAGUUCAAUUAGUUCUCUGACCGCUGGAUGAUAAUGUUUAAGACGCACUGAAUUCCACGUUGUGGUGAAAAACCAUGUCCAUUGAGGAAAACAGGUAAAUAGAAACGGGUAACGAUUAUUUUUAUUGGCUUGACUGUCAACGAAGGCGUGACUGACAGUGUAUCCGUUCGUUUCUGGACAUUGAAAUUGUUCAAGUAAAAAGCUAAACACCCUUUCCUAGAUCGAAAAUGGCGGACAGGUUGGCAGUGACCAAUAGGACAUCCCGACGGAGAGGGACGCUGAAGAGAUUCACCACAGUUAACAACGGAGCAGUGGCUCAGACAGGAAGCAGGAGACCCGCUCAGGAGAACAGGUCCGAUACCUCGGAGAACCGCCAAAAGCGGGUCAGCCUCCACGUGGAGAACACUUACAGGAUGCAGCCUUCAUCGGAGGAGCGGUUCUCCGUGACAAAGAUGGAGAACCUUAUGUCGGAAAUACUGGACAGCAGACUCAAAGACACUACGUACAAUGGCGAAAAAUGUUCUGAAUUGGCCAAAGAGCUUGUAUGUACCAUUAUUGCAAAAACUAAGGAGUUCCAGUGGCAGAGGUAUAAGCUGGUUGCUCAGGUCCAUAUAGGCCAGAAUGACAGUCAGGCGGUUCAAGUCGCCAGCAGGUGUAUCUGGGACCCUAGUUUGGACAGCUAUGCCUGUGUCUCAUACAAGAAUACUUCUCUGUUUGUUGUUGCAUCUUGCUACGGGAUAUACUUUGAGUGAUGAGUGAUCAGAUAUUUAUUGCAAUAUUUAUAUGGUAUUUGAUUAUAGGGCAUUGUUUCAAUGCUAUCUUCAUGAUUCCAUCAUCUAUGAGCUGUCAUCUCUUGGACUUGGUUUCGGCUUCAUAAAGACUUACUUAUGUGAAGACGGAAAUGGGAAUAAAGUAAAAUUCACUAUCA
Haliotis rubra (blacklip abalone) is the source of this 1443-nucleotide messenger RNA. Its product is annotated as dynein light chain Tctex-type 5-B-like. The record is from RefSeq and is a predicted model, not a curated record. The transcript has 2 exons. Gene Ontology annotation, cellular component: cytoplasmic dynein complex; cytoplasm. The coding region runs from base 743 to 1267 and encodes 174 amino acids. Lineage: Eukaryota; Metazoa; Mollusca; Gastropoda; Lepetellida; Haliotidae. Gene Ontology annotation, biological process: microtubule-based movement. Gene Ontology annotation, molecular function: dynein intermediate chain binding.